Messenger RNA from Periophthalmus magnuspinnatus, 1386 nucleotides. RefSeq names its product heterogeneous nuclear ribonucleoprotein A/B-like. Gene Ontology annotation, molecular function: RNA binding. Lineage: Eukaryota; Metazoa; Chordata; Actinopteri; Gobiiformes; Gobiidae. The record is from RefSeq and is a predicted model, not a curated record. Gene Ontology annotation, cellular component: nucleoplasm. Bases 139 to 1047 code for a protein of 302 amino acids. The transcript has 9 exons. Gene Ontology annotation, biological process: regulation of gene expression.
GUCCAGAUUUUGUUCCCUUCCGGUCGUAUAUAUUUUGCCACGAGUUAGCGGCGAAUUCGGAGCGUGUCCAUUUUGAGCAGCAGUCCGGCGUUUUGUACAAAUUUCAAUCAAUACCUCUUUAGGAGCAGUCUUGACAAAAUGGCCGACUCUGAGACCCUGUUGAUGGAGACGUCGGAUCAGAAUGGAGCAGAGGACGAGAAUGGAGCCGAGGCCAUGGCGGAGGACAAUGACGACGGAAACAAGAUCGACGCCAGCAAAACCGAGGAAGACGCAGGUAAAAUGUUUGUGGGCGGCCUGAGUUGGGACACGAGUAAAAAAGACCUGAAGGAUUAUUUCUCCAAGUUUGGGGAAGUGACGGACUGCACCAUCAAAGGAGAACCCAACUCCGGCCGCUCCCGGGGCUUCGGCUUUGUCCUGUUCAAAGACGCAGCCAGCGUUGAAAAGGUUUUGGAGGUGAAGGAGCACAAACUGGACGGACGUCAGAUCGACCCUAAACGAGCCAUCGCCAUAAAGAAAGAGGGGAUGAAGAAGAUCUUUGUUGGAGGCAUGAAACCAGAGACGACAGAAGAUAAAAUCAGGGAAUACUUUGAGACGUACGGAGAGCUGGAGUCUGUUGAACUUCCAGUGGACACUAAAACACAGAAACGCAGAGGCUUCAUCUUCGUCACAUUUAAAGACGAGGCCUGCGUCAAAAAGUGUCUGGAGAAGAAGUACCACUCCAUCGAAGGAAGAACGUGUGAGUUGAAACGCGCCCAGCCGAAGGAGCAGUACCAGCAGCAACGCGGAGGCUAUGGAGGGCGAGGAGGCGGCCGGGGUGGAGGCCAGGGCUGGAACCAGAGCUACGGAGGGUACGGUGGCGGCUACGGAGGGGGCUAUGGAGGCGGGUACGGAGGAGGCUACGGCGGAUAUGGAGGUGGUUAUGGCGGUUAUGGAGGAUAUGGAGGAUAUGACUACUCUUACUAUGGGCAAGGACAUGACUAUGACCAAGGAAGUGCGAGUUACGGCAAAACUCCACGACGUCACCAGAGCGGAUACCGGCCGUACUAAGUCUGCGCGAGGACUCCACUGGGACUGACAGACCUCUUUUUAUGACAGAAGACCAUUUGUACAGAGCCAACCCAAAUGUAACUUAACCAUGUCUCUUUGUUUUUCACCUUUUUUAAGUUUAAUUUUAGUUUUGUUUUUUUUCCUCCUCCCUGUCCGUGUUGUGAUGUUUCCUCUCAUUUCCUUUUUGGAAGUGAACAUUUUACUGUACUUUUUGGUACCUGUUUUGAUUCUAUUGUAUUGUAAGGGUUGUAUUUUACAUGUUGGCUUGCUUUACAGAGUAGAAACCAAGGCCCUGUAAACAAGCUUUUUGAGGAAAAAAGAAAUAAAGCAUUUUUGAGU